GGCAUAGUGCUUAUUGCGUCUCCUCAGUGCCUGCAAUGUGAAACUGAUCAGAGGAAAAGGAACAAAACGAUUGGCUCAGCUCCUGUUAAUGUAAACUCAUAGCUGUGGUAUCCAUGUGAGAUUCCCGCUUGCAGCUUUCCUCUGUCAUUUGUGUGGGUUUCUGUGGCUCGAAAUGUUUCACCUGGAAGGCGGCUGGAACAUCUCUUUCGCUGGCUGCGGGUUUCUGGGGGUUUACCAUAUCGGGGUGGCGAGCACUAUUCAAGAACAUGCUCCCUACCUGACCCGGGACGCUAACAGGAUCUAUGGAGCAUCGGCCGGGGCGCUCACUGCCGCCGCUGUGGUUUGCGGAGUACCGCUGGACAGUUGUUGUGCUGAUGUCAUGAAAGUGGCUAAAGAAGCUAGAAAAAGAAAUUUGGGACCUCUGCACCCAUCCUUCAACUUAGUAAAAAUAUUGAAAAAUGGACUUUUCAGGAGUCUUCCGGAAAAUGCACACCAAUUAGCCACAGGCAGGCUCUGCAUAUCUCUUACACGGGUACCUGAUGGUGAGAAUGUGCUGGUCUCUGAGUUCAACUCCAAGGAAGAACUUAUUCAGGCUCUGAUCUGCAGUGCCUUUGUUCCAAUUUAUUGUGGACUUAUUCCGCCAUCUUUUCGAGGAGUGCGGUAUGUGGAUGGAGGGAUCAGCAACAAUUUACCUCUGUCUGAAUUGAAGAACACAAUUACAGUGUCGCCAUUCUCCGGAGAAAGUGAUAUCUGUCCUCGGGACAAUCCCAGCAACUUCCAUGAGCUGCGAGUCACCAAUACCAGCAUCCAGUUCAGCUUGGGAAACUUGUAUCGACUGACUCGAGCGCUUUUCCCUCCAGAACCCAAGGUGCUUGGUGAAAUGUGCCAUCAAGGUUAUGAAGAUGCACUUCGAUUUCUCAAAGGAAAUAAUCUGCUUAAAAUGCCGGUUCUUACAGGUGAUUUGACUUCUGUCACAUCAGUGAGGGAGAUCGACAGAUCUGUCAAACAGAAUCAGGAUGAUUGUUCCGGCAAAUCUCUGGAACAGGGGGAGGUAGCAAUGGUUACAAACCCAGCUUUAGCACCAAAAUCCAAAUCAAACAAUCAACAAUUGAGGAAAAACCACUGGUCAUCAGCCUUGGAUGAAAAAAUGGAAAAUUUACCACCAAGACUUUGUAACGCGUUGCAUGAAGCUUGUAAGGAGACAAGUGGUCUUUAUGCACAGCUUGGCAACCUCUUCUUGGUUAGAAUGGCGUCUUAUGCGAUGUUGCCUUACACACUACCAUUGCAGUCUGCCUAUUCUUUUGGUUGCAGGUUAGUGGAGUGGCUUCCUGAUGUCCCUCAAGAUGUCUGUUGGAUGCGUGAACAACUAAACCUUAUCAGUGGUGUGAUUUAUCACCGAGCAGCAAAGCAGUUUUGGUUGCGUCCACGUUCUAGAGUUCUACCUAAUAUACGUCUGAGAAAAUGCCUCAGCCUACCACCUAUCUCAAACCUGCACCAACCUUGUGUCACUUCACAAAUCUCAUCUCUGGAGCUUAACUCCCAGCACCUUGGAUUGAAGGAGCUGGGAAACUCAACAGUGCAUGAAUCGGAUACUUUCACAAAGAAAGGUCUUCUGACUUGAGACCAGCAAAUCCAUUUCUUCACUAAUUCUGAAUCCUGAAUGGUGUUAAGGGAUUUGGAAAGUCAGUCGAACAGGACAUCUUUUUUCAGCAUAGCUCUGAGAUUAGAGUAUUGUGCCAAUGUUGGCCCUUCCCCCAACUGGAGCGGGGGUGUGUGUGCCAAUGUAUCUUGUAUCAAAUUAAUAAUCUUAAAUCCACUUAAACUUCUAUCAUAUAGAACUGUUGUUGCACAAUCAAAUUGUUUUUCAGGAGCCUUAAUGUUAUGAAUUACAUAGGGCAUGACUUUAAUGUUUGCACUUUACUGUUAACCAGAUACAAAUGGCUUCCACAAUACUGGUGAUUAAUGCUGAGCCGUUUAUGGCUCAUCAGCUCAGAAUGACAUUUAUCAUUUACAAUCUGAUGGAUUUAGAAGUUAUUUUAUUUGCAUAUACAGCACAAUCACUGGAUUUUAAACUAUUGGGUAUUGAGUUUAAUCCAACUCACAUGCAUUAGUUUACCUCUCCUUUGUAUAUGUACUAUUCCUGCUGUGCACUCCAAAACAUGCAUUACUGAAGAAACAACAGAUUGUUUAGUCAACAAAUGCAGUGUUUCAAAUUCAUUGCUGUAAUUAAUCCCUGUUGUGCGUUGCCCUUAGGACUUGCGUACUUGAAUGAUGUUGAAUUCCGAUGACUAAAAUCUUACAACAAUGUACACUUUUUGGAAUAUCUAUUGAUGAGUUAUUGUUUUUGCAAUGCCAGAAACGUUAACCUUUUUAAAAAUGUUUGUAUUGCUGUUUAUUCUUGUGCUGAAAGGCUGCUUGUAACAAUUGAGUGAGUGUGUAUAAAUUUGCUUAUAAAUAGCAUAUUAAAUAUCUGCAACUAUCUACUGCCAGUAACAAGAUGAAACUUCCAAUGAAUGAACUUGCUACUUCAGUUCAGAAAACUGUGUGUACAAAGUACAACUUAAACCACAAUGUAUUUCAUUGUUCGUUCAUUUAGGCUGAUUGAAAACCUGGAAUUCUUUGGGUAAAUGGUGACCUUUCCUCUCUCUUUGUAAAAAUUUCUUUUAAAGACAACUUUCUGGUGCUAUUUUCACUGAUCUUUUUGAAGAGGCUAUGAGAAAGUCAAAGUGCCUUCUUAUUUAUCAAGUAAUUGAUACACAUACCUCGCUAUUCCAAAUCUCUCUCUUUUUGAACACUACAACUUUUUGUAUAAAUGUAAUUCUACUUACAUCACUUUUUGUUUCCACAGACAUAUUUUAAAUUAAAGCUGUAAUUAUACUUAACAGAAAUUUUGUGUUCACAUGUGGUCUGUAGAGCCAAGGGUAUUUCUAGAAAGAUAUAAUGUAUACUGUCCCUUUUAAAGCAAGAUGAGUGCUAAAUAUAGUUUCUCAUCUAAUUCUGCCUUUUACAGUAUUGAAACCUUAGAUAGUGCUAGGUCUGAUCUUUUGUGUGUUGCUCAGAGUAGAGAGUUAUUUUGCUUUAAGGAUUAAACAGAAAUAUUUCACCAGAAAAUGGUGGAAAAAAAACUAAGCAAGCCUGUCUGUACCUGAGGAGAGACUUAACAUUUCAGGCCUAUGAUCUAACACUGUAAAAGUGUCAUCUUAGCUAGUGGGUUUUUUUCUUGUUCCCACAGUCAGCUUAAAAUAUGUCCAUCUGCCCUCUCACCUCUCUACCCCUAAGCAUUUCUUAUCAACCUUCCGACAAGGUGGUAGUGAUGUUGUCUGCAGUACUGAUCUCUACAUAACCAGGCUUAAUAUUAAAUAUCUGGCACCUUCUCCACUUCCAGGCCAUGACUGUAUCAUUUGAAUGUAAAGCUGUGUUUUCUGAUCACUAGAAUCUAUGAUGGAUCUUGUCUCAACAGCCUCCGACUGCAGACUCUCAACCUCAAAUAGCUAACAUUCCCCCUCCACAUCCCAAGAUCCACAAACAGGACUGUGCUUGCAAUUCCUUGUUCCAGCCUGUUGCUGUCCCAUGGAACUGACUUUCUUAUCUCAACACCUUUUUUUAAUCCAAACUGUUCCCAAAUAAUCAAUCACUCUUCCAGCCCUUAGAAUCUUUUUUUCAAAGAGAAAGUUGAUGAAGUCAUGGACCUGAAAUGUUAAUCCUGUUUUUUUUAUUUCCACUCCACAGAUACUGCUAUCACGGAGUAUUUCUCGCAUGGUCUGUUUGUAGAUACAGAAAAUCUGUAUUUCGUUUAGCCAUUGAAAUGGUGUGUAUGGAUAUAAUUCGGCUUCCAUUUUAAAGACCUGCAUUCUAAUGUUUUUGUGAUGCCUUGAUGUUUGUAUAGAAAUCUUGCCAUCAAGGAAAGUGGAGAGUUCAAGUUUAUUUGAGUAAAGCAGUUGUAAACAGGUGCUAUAAGAUUAUGUCAUUGGAAAAUGACAAAUUUGCAGGAGCUGGCUUCUCAUAAA
This is a messenger RNA of Stegostoma tigrinum, 4007 nucleotides long. It is a transcript of the gene pnpla3, whose product is annotated as patatin-like phospholipase domain containing 3. NCBI's taxonomy places the organism in Eukaryota, Metazoa, Chordata, Chondrichthyes, Orectolobiformes, Stegostomatidae. Gene Ontology annotation, cellular component: cytoplasm; membrane; lipid droplet. The record is from RefSeq and is a predicted model, not a curated record. Gene Ontology annotation, molecular function: triacylglycerol lipase activity. Gene Ontology annotation, biological process: triglyceride catabolic process; positive regulation of triglyceride catabolic process; lipid homeostasis. Bases 173 to 1621 code for a protein of 482 amino acids. The transcript is spliced from 9 exons.